GUGAUCAAGGAAGCACCACUAACCCACAUUUUAUUUGUGCACGUAUAAGUGUUUCCUCCCAAUCAAAAAUGCCUUACAAAUCCCAAGAAAAUUUUGAAUUUGCAAAUGUGCCACGUUCUAACGAAUACCUGAGACUGAUUUGGUAGGAAAAGAAAUUAAAUUUCAUCUUCUAUUUUCGUAUUUUAGCCUAAGAUGCCUUGUUUGUCGCUCUGCACGAAUGGGGUUACGUAUUGUUUUUAUGACCAUUUUUGUUGAUGAUUGUUGAAUUUAAGUAAAAUAAACUUAUGCGUUAAAGGACCUUGUUUCCAUUUCGUAAUAUAUUUUUGACCUUGAUAAUGUUUAUUGUAAUAUGCUGGUCGUGUGAGCUGGAAAUCUAUUAGAGAAACGCGCAUGCGUAUUGACUACACAAAUUAAGCACCAACAAUCAAUACGGUAAAAGUACACACCAAAAGAAUUCCAGCGCCAAAUCACAGAAUCAUUAAAAAUGUGGCCUAUUGUUCUAUUAGUUUUUACAUUUCACGGAAUUAAUUGUGAACCAGAAACAGUGCGGGAUAAUUUUGACUACUUUAGCUAUGGGAACGAAGAUAAUCUUUUGAAAAACCUCGAUCUUCAUCUGCCAAAAGACGAAAUUGUGUUACGACCGCAGGAUGUCAAGGAUUGGCCACAACAGUCACUGAAUGUGGGGCAAAUAACUGGUGUCUCAAUAAAUUCUUUGGGACAGCCUGUAAUUUUCCACCGAGCCGAAAGAGUGUGGGAUGAAAGUACAUUCAAUGAAUCUAAUGCGUACCAAAAUCUGGACAAAGGACCGAUUAACGAAGAUACCAUAUUAGUGCUAGAUCCGCAAACAGGAUCAGUACUUCAUAGUUGGGGGGCUUUUGCAUUUUAUAUGCCCCAUGGACUCACUGUUGACCAUCAUGAUAACGUUUGGGUUACCGACGUGGCAAAGCAUCAAGUCUUUAAGUAUACACCUAACAAUCACAAGUAUCCCACCUUGACAAUAGGAGAAGCUUUCACAGCUGGGUAUCCCUACAGACACCGUGUCCUACUCUGCAUGCCGACGUCAGUAGCAGUUGCGACAACAGGCGAAAUCUUCGUCGCCGAUGGCUACUGCAAUAACCAGAUACUAAAAUUCAAUGCUGCUGGAACCUUACUCUUCGCCAUACCAUCGUUUUCUGACACCCUCACACUGAAUCUUCCACACAGUAUCACAUUGUUGGAACACUUGGACAUUGUCUGUGUGGCAGAUAGAGAGAACAUGAGGAUUGUUUGUCCUAAAGCUGGACUGAAGAGUUAUAUUAAGAUGUUGGAGCCGGCGACUAUUAUUGAGGACCCCACACUAGGCAGAGUUUUCGCGAUUGCUUCACAUGGCGAUAUGAUCUAUGCUGUGAAUGGACCCACGUCUCAGAAUAUCGCAGUAAGAGGUUUUACCGUCAAUGCUGUAUAUGGUAACAUUUUGGACACUUGGGAGCCAUUGACGGGUUUCACAAAUCCUCACGCGUUGGCAGUAACAAGAAACGGAUCCCACCUCUACGUUACGGAAAUCGGACCGAACAAAAUAUGGAAGUUCGAACUAUCUGACGUCUAUGACAAGAAGUAGAAAAUUGAGACGAAGUUUUAUGUAGGAUUUAAAUUAAAAAGAAAAUAGUUAACGCUUUAUAACGACGCGAAUGUAAUUCGCGUUGCACGUACUUAGAUGAAAUCUUUCCAAUAUAAUCUAUAAAUAAAUAUUAUCUUAGGGGUAAUUUCGCAGCGCAGUUGCAAUGCAAUCAAGAUUAGUUUACAGGAAGUAGAUUUAUAUGACGUGGCAGGAAAACUCGUAAUGAACGAUGAGCAUCCAUAUUUCCAAUUCGCACAGCAAAUUUUGUAAUGCGUUUGUGUUUCCUGACAGUUAAAAUUUAAAUACCUUCAAAGGAAGAGUGAAUAGAUAUCUUCUAUAUAAGCGUAGUCCAACUUAGACCACAUUGAUGCUUUUCAUCAGGCUUAAUUAAAGUCAAGCGCGAACCUAUUCAUAAAAAAAAAUAUAUAAAAAAUUAAAUCUAAAUUUAACUGCCUCCUCUAGUGAUUUUUAAUUUUGAGGAACGAGUAAAACUGUGUAUUGCGACUAACCCCUAUAAAAUUAAUAGGUAAUUUAAAUACGUAUUAUAAUAAAAUGAAAAUACUUAAUAGUCUAAAUACCGGAAUACAAGUAUGUUAAAAAUAUUAAUGAAGUUAUAUACACAUAAAGGUUUAAAAAAAUAUGAUAAAAUAUUUAUUUUUUCACGCUGGCAUACUUUAUUUAUGGUAUCCUAUAUAUAGUAAAAUAUAAAAUAACCUACACAUAUUAAACUGUAUGGAAAAUUUCACUUAUAACCAAAAUUUAAUUAAGAGAGUUAUUUGAAGUAUUUAAAAGGACAAUAAAGUCUGGCCGUAUUUACCUGCAAACACCAGGAAGUUUGACUUGUAUGAGGUGUGAGAUCUUCAUUUCAAUUGUUGGAGUAAUUAUAACAGCCGUUAUCUCUAAUUUGACUGAAGCUCUUCCGCGCGUCUCAAUUAGACAGCGCGAGUCUCGUCUCUGUCUCUCUAUGUCUUGACGAUACAGUAGAUAGAGUAAGAUAUAGGCGAAUUUGAAACUCACGCUGUCUAGUUUUAAAAACAUGGUUCCAGAAGCGUUAAAGUUCCUUGUCUCUCGAGAAUUGUGGCUAUUUACCUACCACUGCUACCAUUCACUACAAUGGGGAUGAUGACUUGGUUUGAAUACUCGUAUAUUGAUUUUUAUGAGACAUUCAAGUAAAUAAGGGCAAUGUUAACUAAUUUAUACGUAAAAAGCGUACGUUUUAGCUUCUGUAAAUGUGACAUUUUUAAUAUUUGAACAAUAAACAUAAACGCACAAAUAUCAAAAAGAUAUUUGUAAUUUUGAUUGAACCUACAAAUAUAACGAUCAUUAUGAUCAACGAUGUCAUUAAUUCGUACCAUUUUGUAUGGGGCGUUUUUCAGAGAUCCGUGGCAGUGUUCCAAAUAUGAACCUUUAAACCCCUUAGCUCCUAAAGUAAUAAUCGCAGAUAUCCUGUUACUUUUACAAAAUUGCCUUAUUAUUAGCAUACUCCUAAUUUAUAUUCAAUUUAAAAAAACUGUCAUCAUACCUAUUGAAAAGGUCUUGAAUUCGAUCUUCGCCCGUUGGAAUACUUUUCUAAUCACUCCAGUCUUUACGGUCAAUUGCAGGAAGACUGCCUCUUCUUCUAUGUUUUUGAAUACGGGAUAUUGGUAGUAAAUAGAUCAAAAGUAAUUGAAAAAAAAAAAAAUUUUUUUUCGAUCGUUGCUUUUCAAUCUAGCCAUAUAUGCAUGGCACCUAGAGGUAUAUACGAGUAUAUAGUAUGAUAUCGAAUUAUAUAAACUAAGUAGGGCCAAUAAAAUCACGCACAUAAUAAAAAAAUGUUUAUCUAAUGUAACAAGUACAUAAAUGUACCUAGAUUUGAAAGUAUUCCAACAAAAUUGUUCGCAUAUUAUAAUCAUCUUAGAUGAUGAAGUACGCUAUCUUGAUUAUAUAGUGUUUACUUGCAAAAUGCACAUAAUCCCACAAUAAUUUCACAAUUAGAAGUAGAAGGUUAGGGCGUGUAUACUGGCUUUAGUGAUUAUCUAUGUAAAAAAAAUAAAGAAAAAGAAUUUAUGUACCAUUAGAUCUCAAUCGGUUAAAAUCUGCUUAAGAUAUCCAUAGAUUAAAUAUAGUAAGCCAGUUAUAAACUGUCUCUUCGGGUCAAUGCACUAAAGUAAAAAAGAAACAAAUGUCACGCCUCUCCUUGACAUCCGCAUAUACAAACUUUUUUCAUAAUUUGUAUUUCAAAGUUUAACACUAACUCUAACACUAACAAUUACGUAAAUUAAUUAAUCAAUAAUUACCAAUAAAAAAUACUCCAUCUUAUUUCUUUAGUUUUUGUAAACAGUUUUUAAAAUAUUUAAAAGCAUAAGACGCCAUUUUUGAAUAAUAUUGAAAGUUACUGAUGCGACGCUUGGUGUCGUACUGACUCGAGAAUGUAUUCGUUUUUGAAUUUUGUAUUUGGGGCGGCUACGACACCGCCUUCGUCAUCGAAUUAUUGAUUAAUUUGUGGACCGACGAGACUGUUCAUAACGAGCUUACAAUAAAUACUUAUUAUCUACUGAUGCAAAAGAGGCAAAUCAGACUGUUAUCCAAGCGACCCGUCGCCACAUAAUUCGUCGCCACGCUGUGGUACAAUUUCGAUAUUUAAUUAUUUUCAAAUCUGUAAGGCGGUCUGCCACGAUUCACAGUUC
Messenger RNA from Bicyclus anynana (squinting bush brown), 4263 nucleotides. Its product is annotated as peptidyl-alpha-hydroxyglycine alpha-amidating lyase 2. Gene Ontology annotation, cellular component: extracellular region; membrane. The transcript is spliced from 5 exons. Gene Ontology annotation, molecular function: catalytic activity; protein binding. Gene Ontology annotation, biological process: peptide metabolic process. The record is from RefSeq and is a predicted model, not a curated record. NCBI's taxonomy places the organism in Eukaryota, Metazoa, Arthropoda, Insecta, Lepidoptera, Nymphalidae. Bases 485 to 1597 code for a protein of 370 amino acids.